Molecule: messenger RNA, 1834 nt
Organism: Physeter macrocephalus (sperm whale)
Lineage: Eukaryota; Metazoa; Chordata; Mammalia; Artiodactyla; Physeteridae
Gene: TAF1A
Product: TATA-box binding protein associated factor, RNA polymerase I subunit A
Exons: 11
Coding region: 212-1564 (450 amino acids)
Biological process (GO): transcription by RNA polymerase I
Cellular component (GO): RNA polymerase I transcription regulator complex
Source: RefSeq, a predicted model, not a curated record
GGUCAGGUUUUGUGCGCUUUCGCUCUCAAGUCGCUAGCUCCGCUUCGCGUGCGAGGUUGUUCACGCUGGUCCGGAGUCUGGAGAUUGAGUUUGGUGUCGCAUAAGAACUCUGGCUUUAGGCAGAUAAAAGAUGGCUGUCUUUCUGUAUAACUCAGAAGCCUGUGGAUUAAGAUGUACAAAAAGUAACUGAUGUUCUCAGUCUGGAAUAGGUAUGAGUGAUUUCAGUGAGGAAUUGAUAAGGCCCACAACAGAGGAUGAACAGGGGGAACCGCAUGUGCCCUCUGGUACAGGAAUAUGUCUUCCUUGGCUCCAAAAGCAUAUAGAAACCAUAGCGACUGGAGGAAAACAAGAGAAGGAUUUUGCUCAGACAACAAGUGCUUGUUUAAGUCUUAUCCAAGAAGCUCUGCUGAAGCACCAGUGGCAGCGAGCUGCAGAAUACAUGCACAGUUACUUUCAGAUCUUGGAAGAUUCAGAUAGCAAUAAAAGACAGAUUGCACCGGAGAUUAUUUGGAGGCUUGGAAGUGAAAUUCUUUAUUAUCAUCCCAAAAGCAAUGUGGAGACUUUCAAUACCUUUGCUGACCGGAUGAAAAAUAUUGGUGUCAUGAAUUACUUGAAGAUCUCCUUACAACAUGCAUUAUACCUUCUGCAUCAUGGUAUGCUUGAGGAUGCAAACAGAAAUCUCAGCCAGGCAGAGACAUGGCGAUAUGGUGAAAAGUCGUCUUCUCAGGAAGUGUUAAUCAACCUUAUUCAGGCCUAUAAAGGUCUUUUGCAGUAUUAUAUUUGGUCUAAAAAGAAGAUGGAAUUGUCUCAGCUUGAUGAGGAUGAUUAUGCUUACAACACAGCGUCCCAGAAUAUGCUCAACCACAGCUGGAAGACAUCUAUAAACCUUUGUGCAUUGAUUCAAAUUCCUGGAGUUUGGGACCCCUUUGUGAAGAGUUAUGUAGAGAUGCUGGAAUUCUAUGGGGAUCAAGAUGGAGCCCGAGAGGUGCUUACCAAUUACGCCUAUGAUGAAAAGUUCCCAUCAAAUCCAAAUGCUCAUAUCUACUUAUACAACUUUUUAAAGAGAGAGAAGGCACCAAGAGAGAAACUGAUAAGUGUGCUUAAGAUUUUGUAUCAGAUUGUACCAUCUCAUAAACUGAUGUUAGAAUUCCAUAGAUUACUGAGAAAAUCAGAAAACGAAGAACACCAUAAACUGGGGUUGGAGGUAUUAUUUGGAGUCUUAGAUUUUGCUGGAUGCACUAAAAAUAUUACUGCUUGGAAAUAUUUGGCAAAAUAUCUCAGACAGACUUUAAUGGGUAGUCAUCUUGCCUGGGUUCAGGAAGAGUGGAACUCCAGGAAAAACUGGUGGCCAAGCUUUCACUUCAGCUACUUUCUGGCAAAAAGUGAUUGGAAGGAAGAUAAAACUUUGGCUUGUGAGAAAGCUUUGGUAGCUGGGUUAUUGUUAGGAAGAGGUUGUAGAUAUUUUCGGAAUAUUUCAAAACAAGAUCAUCAGGUCUUAAAGAAGAAAAUUAAGCAGGUGAAGAAGUCAGUGAAAAAAUACAGCAUUGUAAAUCCAGGACUCUGAUAACUGAAUUUUAGUUACUUCAGAUUAGUAGCUGCAGAGUAGUAACUCAGUUGAUAGCUUUAAAUGUAUUUAUUUAUUUGGUAUUUUAAGAAGGUAGCUUAUUUGGCUAUGAAAAAGUUAUAUAUUUAAUAUUUUCUUUUACUAUCAGUUAUAGCUAGAGAAAUAGUGUCAUUGCCUUUGCUCUUUGUAAAUAUAUUUUUUCUUUUUUUCAUACUGUUAAAUGUAACAUUUACUAAGGAAUAAUCUUCAAAUAAAAAUAUAUUUGUUUAA